AUGGAUGAAAUGUUCGAUCUGGACAUGGCUUUGACGAUGCCCGAUGAUUCAACAGUGGAGCUCAGCAAGCACCGCCGUGAUGCUCUAUCCACGGCGGCGGUCUGCGAACUUGUCGGAGAGAUGCCGACGGUGGUUGUUGGCGGCGGCGGCAGAUGUGCAGUUUGUAUGGAGGGAUUCCAGUUAGACGGCGGCGGCGCCGGCGGUGGGAAGAAAGUCCCAUGCGGCCAUAUUUUUCACGAGAAUUGCAUUUCUCAGUGGCUCUCCGUCCACGAUUCUUGCCCCUUGUGCCGGGGAAAUGUCUCCGGUGCCGGAAAAGUUGUUUCGUAA
Molecule: messenger RNA, 327 nt
Organism: Erythranthe guttata (spotted monkey flower)
Lineage: Eukaryota; Viridiplantae; Streptophyta; Magnoliopsida; Lamiales; Phrymaceae
Product: E3 ubiquitin-protein ligase RING1-like
Source: RefSeq, a predicted model, not a curated record